Messenger RNA from Phlebotomus argentipes, 2598 nucleotides. It is a transcript of the gene Nulp1, whose product is annotated as ribosome quality control complex subunit TCF25. NCBI's taxonomy places the organism in Eukaryota, Metazoa, Arthropoda, Insecta, Diptera, Psychodidae. Bases 208 to 2250 code for a protein of 680 amino acids. The record is from RefSeq and is a predicted model, not a curated record. Gene Ontology annotation, cellular component: RQC complex. The transcript has 4 exons.
AAAUUAUCUCAGUCGCCCCUGUUUUUUUUUACGUGCUGCGCGGAGUUGCAUGCAAAAAUAGGGUGUUUUUUUGGCGUGAAAAUGCGUAAAUAAUUGCGAGGAGUGGUUGUGCUUGAUUGGAAAACAAUUACUUGAGGACACAGCGAACGGGCGUGCGAGGAAGCGUGGGAUUUGUGCAGGAAACGCGUGUGCGAAGAGGUGGUUGAAAUGUCAUCGCGGGUGCUGAAGAAGCUCCACGGGGAAGAGCUGGAGAUCAAGCAGCUGGCGGACGAUCAGCUGUCUGACGUGGACACGGAGAUUUCGGGUGGCGCUAAGAAGAAGCAGCUCAACAUCAAUCGCUAUGAUUUGCUGAACCAGCAAUCGCCGUCGGAGAGCGAGGUGAAGGAGGAUGACAACGAGACGGAGCACGCCUCGGCGGCCAGCAAUGCUCAUGCCUGCGAGCAGGCGAAGAAGAAGAAGAAGCGCAAAAAGAGGAAGGCAGGGAAGCAGUCCAGCGCGCACAGGCGUAGCUCAGAGGACAAUGCUGACAUUGACGUGAUCACGAAGACUGUCCGGGAGGUGGACAAACUCUUUGGCGAGUCUUACGUGUUGCCGGCGUCGCCAGUGUCGAAGAGCGCCUGCGAGGUGGCCGGGAAGUCGCUGCUGUCGGUGCAGCACAAGAACCUGAAUCCCUCAUACGAGAUGAAGAGGAUGUUCGGCUGUCGUGUUGUGCAGGCGGAGCAGGCGAAGCGGCGCAACACGCGCGGCCAGCGACCGCUCAAGUCCACCUGGCUGGUGAAUGUGAAGGAGAACUGGCCUCCGGUAGGCAAGACGGGCAUCUCGAUGAGUGUGGUGGCGAACCCCGAAGUGGCUGGGACGUCUCGUGUGCCAGAGAAGCACGUCACAUACUUCACAUUCGAGCACAGUCCGUCGUAUCGGCAGCUGCAGAACAAAUUCCUGGCCGCCGUGGAGAGCAUGGACUCAGACAACAUCAUCCAGAUCAUCAACCAGCAGCCCUACCACGUGGACUCGCUGAUCCAGCUGAGUGAGCUGUGCAAGAUGUCCGAGGACAACGCCAUGGCGUCGGAUUUGAUUGAGCACGCCAUCUUCUCGCUCGAGUCCUCCUUCCACAACCUCUUCAGCCUCACUUCCGGGCAGUGUCGGCUGGACUAUCGCCGCCAGGAGAACCGGGCGCUCUUCGUGGUGCUGUUCAAGCAUGCUCAGUACCUCGAGGCGCGCGCCUGCACGCGCACUGCCCUGGAAGUGUCGAAGCUGCUGCUGGCGCUGGACCCUGUCAAUGAUCCUCUGGCCGUAAUCCUGGUGCUGGAUUACUAUGCCAUCCGUGCGAAGCAGUAUGAGUGGCUGGUGGAGCUGUACAACGAGUGGGAGAGCUCCAACAAUCUGUCUCAACUGCCCAACAUGGCCUUUUCCUACGCUCUGGCCCUCUUCUUCAUCCACAAAGAUGAUGACUGCUCAGGCGCCGAUGCGGCUCUUCAGUACGCCCUACUUAUGUUCCCCGGAAUCCUGAGACCUCUACUCGACGCUCUGUCCAUUCAGGUGGACUCCAGGGCGAAUUCCCACAGCUACUUCGGCCCCUUGGCCACCAGCAGUCAGCCGGCGGCUCUGCAACAACUCGCCUCGCUCUACAUCUGCCGCUCCAAAGUCAUCUGGCGCGACGCUGAGAUCCUGCCGUGGCUGGAGCGCAACGUGGCCGUGGUGCUGGAUCGCGUGGAUGCCAAGGAUGAACUCGUGGCGGAAUUCGCCACGAAGAGAUCACAGCGCUACGUGAGCCCGCCGCGAGCCAUCCUGCGCCACAUCGUGCUGUCGGACUACAAGGAGAAGGUCCCUUUGGCGCCCUUCAUAGCCAAGGAGAACGAGCCCAUCCUCAUGUACGAUCCCCUGCCGCCACAGGACGCCAUCAACAUCUACACGCGCCCCAAUUUGUCGCCCACGAACAACGUUCUGCUGCAGAACACAUCGCCGCUCUCCAUGUUCUUCCAGAGCCUGCUGCCCAGCUUUUCCAUGAACCAGCCGGCGGGGGCGGCGGCCGGGGCGGCAGCGGGGGCGAACAGGGCCGCUGCUGAGGCGGAUGAACCCGCCGACGAGGCGGCAGGCUUUCAAUCCUACACGGAAUUCCGCAACUCGCUCAACUCCGUCGUGGACGCACUGAGGGACUUCCUGUCCAACAUUCGCGUCCCAGAGCGCCCCAAUGACGCCGAUGUGGAUGAGAAUGAGAGCACGGAGGAUGAGGCGAAUGACUACUUGACAUAAGAAGCUCUGACUCGCGUUGAUGUGUAAGUUUCUCUUGUGAUUUUCAUUUUUUUGUAAACUUUAAUCCCCAAACUGUCCAGUGUCUACUAAGAUCGUGAGAAUAGUCAUCCCGUGGGCAGGGAGUUUUGAAGAUCAUCUUCCCAAUGGGCUGGAGUUGGGACUUGAGCGUCAAUGAGAGUGUGAUUCAUUAACGGAAUUCAAGAAUUAUUCUUUGCACGUCAAUUAAAACGGCUUUACUGAAGUUUUUUGUAGAAGACUUUCUUCUUGCCAACACACACACACAUUUUCUUCCCAUCCCAGUGAAGAUGCUUCAAGACUCUCUGCGUGUGUGUUUUUCGUUCCAGUAAA